AUGCCUAAAGUUAUUAUUGUUGGCGCAGGCAAGCUCUCACCCGGAUUGUGUGGAGUGGUGAAGUUGAUUUAGCUAACGGAGUGAAUAGGGUGGUUUGGUCUGGUUGCUGCAAAAACAUACCUACAAGUAAACCCUACACAUACACUACUCCUGUUGGAAUCAUCAACAACGAUCGGAGGGACUUGGUCCCAAGAUCGCGUCUACGAUGGUCUAGUAACACACAACGCUGCGGGUGCGCUUGAGGUUUCCGAUACACCACUGGAAGGUGCACCAACUGCGGAGGGCUACAUACGAGGUGAAGAUGUGGCGAAUUACCUGGUCAAGUUCGCCGAGAAAUAUAAUCUCUUAAGUAGAAUUGUGUUCGAGGCAUUGGUUGAUAGUAUUGACAGAGAUGUCGAUACGAAAGAAUGGAUACUGAAGUUGGCAAGGAAAAGUGAAGGGGAAGAUGAGGUUAGGUGCGAGAAGUUGAUUAUGGCAACUGGCUUGACAUCAAUGCCGUUUAUACCUACGGACAUUCAUAUCAUGGACCCGAAAAUGACAAUAUUCCAUUCGGUGGAGUUGAAGAAGUGGCAGGAGACAUUGAAAAGUGACAAACAGGGGGUUGAAAGGGUAACUAUAUACGGCGGAGGCAAAAGUGCCUUCGACGCAGCAUAUAUGUGUGCUGCUGCGGGCAAGAAGGUUGAUUGGAUCAUUAGGGAGUCAGGUCAGAGUGUUAGCGUACGUUGGUCUCUGGUGCCAAUGAAGUGGGUAGAAGCUGACAAGGGAUAGUCAAUGUUCUCCGCAAAAGCACUGGGGAAGACCUCCCCGCUGUUGGCAUCAAAGCGGUUAUUCAAUGCUUUGAGUCCAUGUAUUUAUAAUUCUGAGACAAUGACCUCCAAAUUUUUACAUGGGACAUCGGUGGGAAGGUGGAUGGUAAAGACGUACUGGAAGACAUUAAACAACAUCGUCAUGAAGAAACAUGGCAUGUACACCUCCGAGAAUGGCCGGAAAUUGGUUCCAGAGCUUGGUGAAAUGGGGUAAAUGACACUCUCCUCCAUUCCCUUACGCGCCAAUUCACACCAUGCUAAUCUCAAUCCAGUGGCUUCUGGUCGGGCGCAGCUCCAUCAGGAGUUAUCUCUCAGCCCGAUUUCUUAACCCACCUCCACGCUCCGGACUCCCUCAUUACCAUCCACCGGACAAGAAUAACUUCCAUAGAGGGCACGACCAUCCGCCUAGCGAACGGCACCUCCCUCCCCUCGGAUGCGCACAUAUGGUGCACCGGUUGGAUCCGGGAUACUACACCCCUAGCCCGUGGCAGCCUAGAAUUAGCCCUGCGAGUCGGCGUACCGGUACCUGAAGAAAGCUCGCCGGAGCACUGGGAAGCCCUCGAAUCAACCGCCGAAGAUAAGAUAAAAUCCCUCUUCCCAUUACUAUCCAUGCCACCGCCAUACAAUCCUAUCCGGCGGAGUAAUACACCAUACCGGGUUUACCGUCUCCUCGCGCCGCCCGCCAUGGCGGAUGUGGGUGAUUACACACUCGUGUUUGUGGGCUUGACGCAUACUCCUGCAACCGGCAUGAUCGCGGAGCUGCAGGCGUUAUGGGCGACUGCCUAUCUGGAUGGGCGUAUUCCGCUAGAGGGGAAGAAGGGGGAAAUGGAGAAGGAAGUGGCCGAAGUGAAUGUUUGGAUGAAGAGGAGGUAUUUGAAUCUCGGGGAGAAGUGCGCUAAUCUUACGUUUGAGUUUAUGCCUGUGAGUUUUUUCCCUUCCCUCAUUCAUAUCUUCCUAAGGCUCCUUGCAUGAACCUGCUCUUACAUUCCGUAGUAUUUGGACACGCUCGUUGGAGAUUUAGGUCUUAAUCGACGGAGAAAAGGUGGGGUUAGCGAGUGGUUUGGAACUUAUUCUCCGAGAGACUAUCGGGGAAUAGUAUCAGAGUGGACGCGGAAGAGUGAGAAGGUAGAUCGGAAGUCGCUCAAAGGGAAUUAAAGGCUUCUUAUCACAAUCUUUUGAGGAAUUUCUUAUCACUGACUUUAGAAAUGGUAUUCAGACUAUUGGCCGGAACUAGCUAGCCAAAUUGUACAAUAUUUUCUUGCCAACACAGCACCACACUCAUGCCUACUAUUUGGCCGAGCUGUAAUUCUCAAUGCGUGAUCUAUCCCUUACAAGGUUGAACCAGCAACUCUAGUUCUAAAUAUUGCUGCCCCCCCCAAAAGAAAAAAAAACAAAUAGAACUCCCCAAAUAAAAAUAAAUCACAUCCUCAUCAGGUCCUCCCACCCCUCGGCGCCCUCCAUGUCCCAUCCUCCUCUACCACCCCAGCAGCGGUGUAAUCCCCCAUUUCCCCAGUGCCCCAGUAGCCCACGCGAACAUACACCUUCUCCCAACCGCCCGCCGCGGUCCUGGUCCUGUUCCAAGUAACAGCACCGGAAACCCCAUCGACGCGAAAUCUCUCCACGUCGUUGAUGAUUACGCUAACGCCCUCCUCCCACCCACGAGUCUUCACGUCUUCCCAGAAAAACGUAAUAUUGUUGCCUGCAGGGGGAAUUUCGGGCGUGACGAGGCGAGGUAUAGUGGAGAAGUAGAGACCGUCUCGGCCACGGAGGGAUUCCGGGGUUUCCACAAUACCGGCGAACCCCCAUCUUGACGUGCCGUUAAUGAAUAGUCCGAUGAGGAGACCUUGGUACAAGAGACUCAUUCGGUUGCGCAGGCGGGUACCGGGAAGGAGGAGGAGGGCGAGGAUAUAGUGGUGUAUGCGCAGCGCGGAGCCGGGGAUCGCUGCGAGGAGGGAGAGGCUGACGCCGAAACCGGCGUAUGUCAGGAGGUAUUUCGGCAUUCGGCCGGUGAGGCGGAAAAAGUGUGCUUGGAAGAUGACUAUUAUGAGUAGGAGUAGGACUACGAUUACCAGUGCCGUUAUUGCGUUGGGCUGCUGGCGGAGGUCGCGACCAGUUAAGCGGUAUAUAGGAAUUAUUGGGUCGAGGGUGAUGUUGUUCAGCGCACCGGUCCAGAGGCCUGAGAGCCAGAGGAGGGCCUUCUCGAUUGUGUGG
Messenger RNA from Tuber aestivum (summer truffle), 3017 nucleotides. The record is from the annotation of a GenBank genome assembly. NCBI's taxonomy places the organism in Eukaryota, Fungi, Ascomycota, Pezizomycetes, Pezizales, Tuberaceae.